Molecule: messenger RNA, 2721 nt
Organism: Tachysurus fulvidraco (yellow catfish)
Lineage: Eukaryota; Metazoa; Chordata; Actinopteri; Siluriformes; Bagridae
Product: lymphocyte antigen 75-like
Exons: 6
Coding region: 1232-2167 (311 amino acids)
Source: RefSeq, a predicted model, not a curated record
GAUGGGCUUUUGGCUAUACUUUUGAAAUGCGGAAAAAGCUUGUGGGUUUUCACACAUUAGAAAACAACUAACAAAGAAAGCUAAGAUGGAUCCCAUUAAUAUGAUGCAUGUUUGACAAUUCUACUAUCUCGCUUGUAAGAUUAGUGAGCAGGAAAAUGUUUUGAAAAGGUAACCUGCUACAAUCAUCACCCUAAAACCCUUUUCAUGUCAUUACUUACAAGAAAGUCUUGCUUAGAAAUUUGUUUAGAUAAGAUGACACAGGUAUCUGGAUUACAGACUUAUUUAGUACUCCCCUUUGGUCACCUGUACUCGAUGCAGCAGGUGUGUUUUCAGUCACUAACUUGACUUAAGACCUAAAAUCACAUAGCAGUGUUAGUAGCUUUUAGCAAAUGGAGACACAGACACACUGACUCUACUUGAAAAUAGUGUUUUCACAAUAGUUCUGGUAAGGAAUCGCUUUGUAGCGAUUUGACUCUGUGUCGGUUCGGUUCAAUUUGAUCUGAUUUACAGAGAUGCCUAAUUAACAAACCAGAGGCAAUUGUUGCAGGGAAAAUCUCACUAAACUAGUUGGAUUUCUCUUUUUAAAUAUUCUUUAAGAUGCUAUGUAGGUUUUGUUUUUGUUUGUUAGGUUUUUUUCGAUACACAUCACAGUAUAAAGAAUAAACAAUAAUCAACCUAAUAAAUGUCAGAUAAGGAAAAUAAAUUACAAAGAUGAACAAUUAAAAAACAACACCAACAAAUCAAUAGAAAGUACUGUACAUAACAGUAUGGUAUAAGAUAGUUAAUGCAGUGAUUAGUUUAUUAUUUUGUUUUUGUUUUGUAAUAUUUAUUAUUGUACAGCACCAGCAGGGGGAGACAUUUGAACAGGUAAAAUAGAACUAAAAUAAAAUUGUGUAAUAUUUGAGUAUCUCAGUAAGUUGUUUUAAUAUUACUAAGUUUUUCAGUGUUACUGUUUCUCUCGUCCUGCCUGUCAGUCAUAAAUAUAAACAAAUGAACCUCAUGAAUAUCGUAGUCAGUACUUCUCUGCUUGGAUUCAAUCACACAGUGACAUCAACAGUUUGUAUUGGUCCUUUAAACACAAAAGGCAAAGUGUUUUGCAUUAGAUAUUUUACCUGGAAAAAAAGUGGGUAGCUUAGAUUGUCACAUACUGGUCAAGACAUUCAGUGGAGUGCCUGGUUCAAGGCAAGCUCAGAGGAACCAAAUUUUCUUUAUCGACUUCAACAAGACACCAAUGAUGCAGAGUCUCUUCAUUCUCCUUUAUCUCACAGGAAUUUUCCCUCUGAUACCUUCUCUUCCUCGUAAGUACUAUCUGAUUAGUGAGCAAAAAACAUGGAGCGAAGCACAGGCGUAUUGUCAAGCCAACAAAACCGACUUGGCUAUGAUCGAAAGUAGUGAUGAGAUGCUUCAACUUCAAAGUGUUGCUCAGAGCCAAACAUUUACUUCCAGUGCCUGGAUUGGACUGUAUAAUGACAUUAAAAGUUGGCGCUGGUCAUUUGAAAAUGCACCACUGGGAUCUUUGAGUUAUUGGGAUUCUAAUCAGCCUGAUAACCAUAAUGGAAAUGAAGAAUGUGCUUUAACAAAUCAGGGGAAGUGGGAUGAUAAGCCAUGCACAGAAGACCAUGAAUUUAUAUGCUUUCAUGACACGGUAUCUGACAGUAGGUACAUUUAUGUCCCGCAAAAGAAGAAGUGGCAUGAUGCCCAAAGUUACUGCAGAAAACUGUUCACAGACUUGGCCAGUGUCAGAGAUUCCUCAGAAUAUUCUAUUAUAACGAAAAUUGCCAGUGGAGAUUUAUGGUUUGGUUUGUUCCGAGACUCCUGGAAGUGGAUAGACAAGGCUAAUGUGUACAGCAUUCCGUGGAAACAAGGACAACCCGAUAAUAACCAAAAGAAUGACAACUGUGGUUAUUUACUCCAAAAUCAAGUAGAGGAUGGACUCUGUUCAACGAAAAUGUCCUUCUUCUGUUAUUCAGUAAUCACAGGACAAAAGCAAACAAUCAGAGUGAAGAUCCGAUCCGAGCAGGAUGUAAAUGAUUCUGAGGUAAAUGGAGCCAUCUUAGAGAAGAUCAAGGGUAAGCUGAAGGAGAACGGGAUGGGAGAGAAUGUCACAGUGACAUGGAGAAAACAGAAGGACGGAAAGGUGUUUAAAAAGAAGGAAACCGGAAAUUAGCACAAACUUGUUGCAAAUUGAAGGACUAAGAGAAUGAUUGGAAACUGAUUGAAAAUAUUGACAGUUUUGUGAUGCAGUUUUCUGCACACGCAUUUAUUAAUUAGUUCACUAUGUAGACUUUAUGUACAAUUGUCUUUAAUACAUUUAUUGCUAGGCUGAUAAGGUUAAUGUUUGAAGUAGAGCUGCGUUAUAGAGCUAACUCAGAGUUACAAUGAAUCCUAGCAUCUCGGUGUCUAUUUAAAUAAUGACUAGAAGACAAAGUAUAAGUGCUUCUUGGAGUAACUUAUUCAACAAAGAGAUAUGUGAGUGUGGCUUUGUGUUUUCUCUAAUGUUAGCUUAUAAAAGAUAAUAAUGUUUGAUCAAAACUUUAGCUUUCAUAUUUAUUAGUCAAUUUUAUUAGCCAACUUCACAUUAGUCAACAAGAUAAAUAAACUGUGCUUAAGUGAAAUAUUCAAAUGUGUGUUUUUUUCUUGCUCAAUAAAUAUUGUAUUAAGACCAUUACAUAGAUCAUACUGUACUGUAGUUAAUUUAGAUUUGAUGACUAAAAUGUUUUU